Salvelinus fontinalis (brook trout) is the source of this 509-nucleotide messenger RNA. Its product is annotated as L-rhamnose-binding lectin CSL3-like. The transcript has 5 exons. Gene Ontology annotation, molecular function: carbohydrate binding. NCBI's taxonomy places the organism in Eukaryota, Metazoa, Chordata, Actinopteri, Salmoniformes, Salmonidae. Bases 1 to 324 code for a protein of 107 amino acids. The record is from RefSeq and is a predicted model, not a curated record.
AUGGCGUCUGACAGGAAGGUGCUACAGAGGGUAUUGCUAAGCAGCAUCAUAUGUGAAGGCUCUGAUUCUCAACUACUAUGUGAUCGGGGUGAGAUCCAUAUUCAGCGUGCCAACUAUGGUCGUCGUCAACACGAUGUGUGUUCCAUUGGGCGCCCACAUAAACAACUCAAAAACACCAACUGCCUCAGCCCAUCCACCACAAGCACUGUGGCAGAAAGGUGUGACGGAGAGCGCCAGUGUAUCGUCAAGGUAUCCAACUCCGUGUUCGGUGACCCCUGUGUCGGAACCUAUAAGUACUUGGAUGUGGCUUACACCUGUUACUGAAUGAUAUCUUCCUGGGGAACCUGAAGAUGUACAAGGCUUCUGGGAUAUCUUCAUCAGGUUGUGCUGUUUUCUGCCAAAUUAACUUCAAUGACCUUGUAAACCUGUGUAUUUUGUGUAAACAUUUCUUAAACAAUUUCUGAACUGUGGUUGUUUGUGUGAAUUAAAUGAAGCGGCUGAAGAAAAGA